AUAAAAAUAAUAUUGACAGUGGCAAAAUUGUAAUUCACUGAACAUUGAAUGGCAAUAUUCAAUAAUUUAACCUUCAUAAUAUAAACACAAGACCUCACAAACAUUCCAAUUAUCCCACAAUUCAUAUAUUAAUUCCAAUUUCUCUCUCCCCCUCGGCAUUCUUUCUUCUUCCUCCUACUAUCACGCUUACUGCUCGAUAGUCUUGCAGAAGACGUAACACAAAAAAAGAGAGAAAUUCCAUUAAAAAUUAUUUAUUCUCCAAAUAAUUAAGAAAAAAAUGUCCGACGGAAGUAGAAAUAAUAAUCUUCUCCUAUGUAUCUCUCUCCUAUCUUUCUUUACCGUCGUCUCAAAAGCUGCGUUUAAUCGCCCUACCAUCUCCUUCGAUGAAGGUUACUCUCCUCUUUUUGCUGAUUUCAAUAUCAAAAAAUCCGAUGAUGGCCGCACCGCCAACCUCCACCUCAACCGUCAUGCCGGUUCAGGAUUUAUUUCAUCAAAAUAUUAUGAUUAUGGAUUUUUUAGCUCAAAAAUAAAAUUGCCGGGGAAUUACACAGCUGGAGUUGUGGUAGCUUUUUAUACAUCAAAUGGUGAUGUAUGGGAAAAAAGCCACGAUGAAUUGGACAUAGAAUUCUUAGGAAACGUGAAAGGAAAACCAUGGAGGUUCCAAACUAACAUGUAUGGAAAUGGAAGCACCAAUAGAGGAAGGGAAGAACGAUAUAGACUAUGGUUUGAUCCAACCAAAGAUUUUCAUGAAUAUAGCAUUCUUUGGACUCGCAAUAACAUUAUAUUCUACGUAGACAACGUCCCAAUCAGAGAAAUAGUCCGUAAUGAAGCAAUGGGAUCAGACUACCCAUCUAAGCCCAUGUCUCUUUACGCCACCAUAUGGGACGCCUCAAGUUGGGCCACUGAUGGUGGCAAAUAUAGCGUCAAAUACGAGUUCGAACCCUUUGUGUCCGAGUUUACUGACUUUGUGCUCGAGGGUUGUCCAGUAGAUCCCCUCGAGCAAAUCCGUGGCACAAUCUCCUCUUCUGACUGCACAGUCAAGAAAGAGGAGAUCGAAAACAAGGAGUAUUCCCAAAUUACCCCUUCGGGCCAGUGGGCCAUGAAGUGGUUUAGGGAGAGGUACAUGUACUACUCGUAUUGUUACGACAAGGUUCGCUACCCGGUCCCACCACCGGAGUGCACAAUCGUCCCAUCCGAGCAGGCGAGGUUUAAAGAGACGGGUCGGCUCAAAUUCGGUUCUAUUCCUAAAAGGCAAAGGAAGAGGAGAGGCCGUGCAAGGAAGCCUAUCAAUAAUAAUAAUAAUGAUGAAUAUAUGUGAGUUUUUGAAUGUGGAUUGGAUUGGAUUGAUUGAGUGAAGGAUUAUUGAUGUAAAUUAAAGAAGAAAUUAGGUUAUGUGGGUGAAUAUAAAAUGAGUAUAAAUUAAUUCUUUGGGAUUGUUUUGGGGCAAUAUAGUCUAUAUAAAUGGUGAUUUAAAGAUAAAGAGUUGAUUACUAGUAUGUAGAACCACAAUACAUUAUAUUAUUAUACAUAUAUACCAUGAUUCUUUCUAUU
Molecule: messenger RNA, 1551 nt
Organism: Amaranthus tricolor (Joseph's coat)
Lineage: Eukaryota; Viridiplantae; Streptophyta; Magnoliopsida; Caryophyllales; Amaranthaceae
Product: probable xyloglucan endotransglucosylase/hydrolase protein 30
Exons: 4
Coding region: 278-1318 (346 amino acids)
Biological process (GO): xyloglucan metabolic process; cell wall biogenesis
Cellular component (GO): apoplast; cell wall
Molecular function (GO): hydrolase activity, hydrolyzing O-glycosyl compounds; xyloglucan:xyloglucosyl transferase activity
Source: RefSeq, a predicted model, not a curated record